AUGAUUAUUAAAGAUUUUGUUGUGGAUAAAGAUACUGAUAUUCUUGCUUUGACGGAAACUUGGCUCCCUCCAAGUGGGAACGAUUUGAUUAUUGGGGAUCUAUGCCCAACAGGUUAUAGUUUUCUGCAUACACCGAGACAUGGAUCAAUCGGUGGGGGCGUUGGUCUCUUAUUCAAGGAAAGUCUUAAUAUUAAGCGUAAUGUACAGGAGGUAUUUAGGUCAUUUGAAUACCUUGACAGUUCUUUUUUGAACUUUCUACAUAUUAGAAUUAUUGUUGUAUAUCGGCCGCCUCCUUCAUCGGCUAACUUAUUGACAUCUACUCUAUUCUUUGAAGAGUUCUCAUCCUUUUUGGAAGGAAUUAUUGUAUCACCCGGGCAACUCUUGAUAGCUGGAGAUUUCAAUUUUCAUCUGGACAAUCCUAAUGACCCUCUUACCAAACGGUUCGUCGAUCUUCUCGCUUCCUUUGAUUUGAAGCAGUACAUUUCUGGAUCAACACAUGCAAGUGGUCACACACUGGAUUUAAUUAUAACGCGAUCUGAAGAAAACAUUGUUAACCAUUACAACAUCUUCGAUCCUCUGAUUUCUGAUCAUUCAGUUGUGCAUUUACAACUAUUGAUUAGGAAACCGAAGUUUGUGAAGAAACAUUUGCUUCUUCGUAAUUUGCGGGCGGUUAAUAUUCAUAAAUUCAAAACGGAUGUACUAAAUUCUUUUCUUCUUAAGAAUUUUACGACUAUGGAUUUGGUAUCAUUGGUGAAUGAGUAUGAUUGUCUUCAUACUAUCUUAGAUAACCAUGCACCGAUUAAAUCCCGGGAAAUUACAUUGCGCCCUAAGGCACCCUGGUAUACUAACGAAAUCAAUGAUAAGAAACGAAUUCGGAGACAACUUGAGAGAAAAUGGCAUAAAACAAGGACGAAUGCUGAUUGGAAUCGCUAUAAACAACAAUGUUAUGCUGUAAAUAAACUUAUCGACUCCUCAAAAUCGGCUUACUAUACCGACUUAAUUAAUAAUGGAUCAUCUGAUCAAAAACCCUUUUCAAGACUGUAA
Paramuricea clavata is the source of this 1044-nucleotide messenger RNA. Lineage: Eukaryota; Metazoa; Cnidaria; Anthozoa; Malacalcyonacea; Plexauridae. The record is from the annotation of a GenBank genome assembly.